UAAACCCCAGCAACCCACGUUCAGCCCAGCCAUGGUUGCCGAUAAUAGAGGAUGCUGCCCUCUUUUCUGCUUUUAUUUCUGGAUCGAAUAAAUAGGUUUUGAUGCACCAUCGCCAUGGGUCUCAGGACUAUCCAGGUGUUAGGAUUUUCUCCAACUGUCAGUGCUGAAGAUGUCAAGGAUUUGUUGGAAAAAAUUGUUGGUUCUGGUAAAGUCUGUGCAGUCAAGCUCAGGCCUCCAAAAAAUAUCUCUGCAACCUCAAGAUCAUUUGCGUUUGUUCAGUUCGAUUCCGAGGCAGAUGCUUCAAAGGUGGACGAUGUGGCUCGAAGGAGUGGACUUAUGAGUGGAAUCUAUUAUCUGAAGGUUCGUCCUGCUGAACGUGACAUUAUUCCAAGGCCAAGAACUGCGAUGUUUAAUCUGCAGGAUGCAACACUGCAUUUUGGCUGCCUUCUCAAGGAAAGAGUUCUAUCUGUUCUGUGGAGCAGCAGAGAUGUCUCUGUUGAGUUUGGUUUUGCUAUGAAGAAGAUUUAUUUUUACCUCGACUACAACUCGAAGAGAUAUAAACUUGAACUUUCCUAUGAGAGCAUAUGGGAGAUUCAGCUUCACCGUCCACCUGGGUCACAAAAAAAGUUCCUUUUGAUUCAGGUUCAGGCUGCUCCUAAAAUUUACGAACCAAACCUUCGCCGUUCUGGCUCUAUGUUUGAAGAUCCGUUAUUCAACUACUCCAGGGAUGAUUCAGAUGACCAAUGGACCAGAACAACUGAGUUUACUCCAUCAGCCAGCAUUGGGCAAUCAUAUAUCCUAUGUCUGGAGCUAUCACGUCAUUGUGAUCUCCCGAAUAUUCGAGAGUACUUUGUUUACUAUGAAGAACAUAAUCAUGUUUUUCAUUGCCAGGGUGGACAUUCAUAUUCUCAAGGUACUUGCUUUGUUCCAAUUGUGAAACCUCAUCGUUACAUUGAUGUGCCCUAUGAGAUACUCUUCAAGAUCAACCAUUUGGUUCAGAAUGGGACUCUUAGUGGGCCAACACUUGAUGAAAACUUCUUCCGUUUGGUCAGCCCUGGAUUUGUACAUAUUGACCAUAUAAAGCGUGCACUUGAAAAGAUGUCAUACCAGAAAAAAACUGUUCUGAAUCCAACAAAUUGGUUAUCUGAAUACUAUACAGUAAUCAAGAGAUCACGAUACGUGUCAACAUCGCCAAACAUAUCUCUGGAUGAUGAGGGACUGGUUUAUGUAUACAGGGUGCAAGUUACCCCUGCGAAAGUGUACUUUUAUGGUCCUGAGAUUAAUGUCUCGAACCGUGUUGUACGGCACUAUGCUGCUGACUUAGAUAACUUCCUUCGGAUUUCAUUUGUUGAUGAGGACUGUGAGAAGCUCCGUUCAACUGAUUUAUCACCACGCUCUGCUCCAGGAAAUAACACAAGGAGAACUGCUCUGUAUAACAGAGUUCUUUCAGUCCUUUCAAAUGGCAUCACUAUCGGUGACAAGCAUUUUGAGUUCCUAGCCUUUUCUUCAAGCCAGCUCAGAGAUAACUCUGCAUGGAUGUUUGCUUCUCGGCCAGGUUUAUCUGCCAGUGACAUCAGGGAGUGGAUGGGAAACUUCCGUAAUAUUAGAAAUGUUGCAAAGUAUGCUGCAAGGCUUGGUCAGUCUUUUAGUUCCUCAACAGAAACCUUGAAAGUGCAUAAGUAUGAGGUGGAAGAAAUUCCAGAUAUAACAAACGGUACGAAGUAUGUAUUUUCUGAUGGAAUUGGGACCAUUUCAGCUGAUUUUGCAGACGAAGUGUCUAUGAAGUGCAAAUUGAAUCGCUUUACGCCCUCUGCUUUCCAAAUAAGGUAUGGAGGUUAUAAAGGUGUUGUUGCCAUUGAUCCAAGAUCUUCCUGGAAACUUUCUUUAAGAAGAAGCAUGUCAAAGUUUCAAUCAGACAACAUCAAACUAGAUGUCCUUGCAUACAGUAAGUACCAGCCAUGCUUCCUCAAUAGGCAGUUAAUCACUCUUCUUUCAACACUAGGAGUCAGAGACAACAUAUUUGAACUGAAGCAACAGGAAGCUGUGAAGCAGUUGAACAGGAUUGUAACGGAACCACAAGCUGCUAUUGAAGCAAUUGAACUAAUGCCAAUGGGAGAAAUUACAAAUAUUGUUAAAGAAAUGCUGUUAUGUGGCUACCAGCCUGAUCUUGAACCCUAUCUUCGUAUGCUGCUAGAAACGUUUAGAGCAUCAAAGUUGCUAGAAUUGAAAACGAAGUCAAGGAUAUUUAUCCCAAUGGGUCGAUCAAUGAUGGGAUGCUUGGAUGAAACCCGAACACUCAAUUAUGGAGAAGUAUUCAUUCAAGCUUCUAAUAGUGCAAAUGACCGUGGAAAGUUCGUUGUAACUGGAAAAGUUGUUGUUGCCAAAAAUCCUUGCCUCCACCCGGGUGAUAUCCGUAUCCUUAAGGCUGUUUAUCAUCCUGCUCUGGACCAUAUGGUUAACUGUGUUGUCUUUCCGCAGCGGGGGCCAAGGCCUCAUCCUAAUGAGUGUUCAGGGAGUGAUCUUGACGGGGACAUAUAUUUUGUUUCAUGGGAUCCAGAUCUCAUCCCAACUCGUAUGGUGCAGCCAAUGGACUACACUCCAGCACCAACAGAAACGUUAGAUCAUGAUGUUAUGAUGGAGGAAGUACACGAGUAUUUCGCAAAUUACAUAGUUAAUGAGAGUCUGGGAAUCAUUGCCAACGCGCACGUAGUCCAUGCGGAUAGGGAAUAUCUCAAGGCCGAAAGUGGACCGUGCAUUAAGCUUGCCGAGCUCUUCUCUAUUGCUGUUGAUUACCCAAAGACAGGAGUGCCAGCUCAAAUUCCGUCCGAACUCCAUGUGAGGGAGUAUCCAGAUUUCAUGGAGAAGCUUGACAGAUCUACCUAUGUAUCCAAGGGAGUAAUAGGGAAGCUGUAUAGAGAAAUAAAGAAGCAGAACCCUCAUGUAGGGCACUUCACAAAGGACGUGGCAAGGCGGUCCUAUGACACUGAUUUGAUUGUAGAUGGUUACGAAGCUUACCUCAAAGAAGCUUUUUCGUGCAAGGAAGAGUAUGACUUCAAGUUGGGUAAUCUGAUGGAGCACUACGGAAUAAAAAGCGAGGCUGAGAUAAUAAGUGGAUGCAUUCUUAAGAUGGCAAAGAAUUUUACCAAGAGCAGUGACGCUGCCGAUGCUAUCAGACAUGCUGUGAAACUUUUGAGGAAAGAAGCAAGAUCAUGGUUCAGUGAUGAGAAUGGAGAUGGAGACGGUCAGGAUGCCUCGUAUGCCAAGGCGUCCGCUUGGUAUCAUGUCACCUAUCACCCGGAGUUUUGGGGCGUUUACAAUGAGGGAUAUGAUCACCGGACCCACCACCUCAUCAGCUUCCCAUGGUGUGUCUAUGACAAGCUCCUGCGCAUCAAGCAGAGGAAAAAUCUUCUCAGGAAACUGCAGCCUGAUAUGUUCGCUCUCCAGAAUAGCAUGAGCCGGAACACGAUAUUCGGUUGAGUGCUGCCAUCAGUUUGCUCCUGUACAGAGAUUUGAACAUUUCGAUUCUCGAUAUCGGUUGAGUGGUAUCAUCAGGUUCCUGUUGCUUUUAUUAUACAGACUUGAGCAUUUUGAUUCUUGUUGCAAUUAUAUUUGGUAAACAUCAGACAUCUGGGUGAUGUAAAUGUCAUAGAUGUGUCAAAUAACCUUUGGUCUUGGAUUUA
Messenger RNA from Lolium rigidum, 3680 nucleotides. RefSeq names its product probable RNA-dependent RNA polymerase 1. Gene Ontology annotation, molecular function: RNA binding; RNA-directed RNA polymerase activity. Gene Ontology annotation, cellular component: nuclear RNA-directed RNA polymerase complex. The transcript has 5 exons. Lineage: Eukaryota; Viridiplantae; Streptophyta; Magnoliopsida; Poales; Poaceae. Bases 115 to 3477 code for a protein of 1120 amino acids. Gene Ontology annotation, biological process: siRNA processing. The record is from RefSeq and is a predicted model, not a curated record.